CCUCGACGUCAGAGGCAUGCGACGGAAGUUUGUCACCCUAGAAAGCACCGUUGUUUUUAUUUCCUCUGCUGACUGACCAAACAGCAAGCGGUCGGGACAUUAUGGGUCGUGGCUACAUAGUAGACGACACUGUAGAGGUUUAUCUGUCUAAACUAUGUGAACAGCGUGCAUGUCCAGUCACCGGACUGCUUAUUGGACAGAGCUCUGCCCAAAGGGAUUUUGUCAUCAUGGCGACCCGGACACCUCAACGUGAGGAGUCAACUGCAGCAUCUAGAAACUGUCUGGACAAGGAGUGGGUGACUGAGCAUGCUCGACAGGUGUCCAGAAUGUUGCCUGGAGGAUUGUCUGUUUUAGGAGUCUUCAUCAUUGAUGAUAGCGAUGCCAAGGACACACUCAUGACGCUUCAACAGCUGGUUUUUGCAGUGGAGAAUCUGAUCUCCUCUGAGUAUCUGUGGUCUCCUGCAGACGAUGACGUCACAGACCGUAUCACACUGCACAUCAACCCUAAAACCAGGAAAACUGUCUGCAGAACCUUAGACAUCAAAGAUCCAAAGAGUCCGGCCAAGCCUGCAGACUGGAGGUACCAGUCAGCUGUGUGUUCCUCCUGGUGCACGGUGUCCUGCUGUUUAAACGUUGACAUGUUGGUCCCUCUACCAGACGAUAGAACGACUUCAGUGAGCAUGAUGAAACAUCUAAAGGAGGGACUGAAGCUGUGGGUCCACCACAUCGAGACUGGAGACUGUUUGAUAGGCGGACGGAAGCUGCCAGAGGACAGUGAGCUCACAACCGGACAGAAGAGGAAUGUUGCUCAGACAUUCACGGCUCAGCUGCUUGUCACACCGGACGAGAGGUUCACAGACGAGAUGCAGUCAUGUGGAGGUAGUCUGUCUGUCAGAGGAGCCGUUCACAGCACAGCUUACAUACACAACAACAAACCAAAGGCUAAACUUGCUGAAAAGCUGCUGAAGAGGGAUGUGGUUUCUACGGUGGCCACAAGGGUUCAGAUGCUGCUGGAGGAGCUGCUUAUAUCAGAGGAGGAGAGCAGAGGAGGUGGCAAAAAGGAAACGGAGCGGUUCUGCCUGCCUUGUCGUAUCUACUGUCCAGUCAGCAGGCCUGUGAGUGUGUCUGACUAUUGGUUCAGUGAUGAGGGUUUGUCUGAAGUGACAGACAGGCUGAAGGAGAUGCUGGACAUCGACGUGGCUGAGGGAGACUUAGAUACCAGGCAGGAAACGCCUGCUCAAUUCAUAGAAGGAGUUGUUGCAGAAGAGCCAGCUCUGGAAACUGUGGAUGAACUGAAGCCCAAAAGGAGCAGUUUCAUUGGAAUCGUCAUGGCUACUGCUGUCGCCCUUCUCGCUUCUGCUGCCUCGAUGCUCUAUCUCAGUGAUGUUUGACACACAUAUACACACACUGAAUAAAGUUUCUACAAAAUGUC
Labrus bergylta (ballan wrasse) is the source of this 1432-nucleotide messenger RNA. RefSeq names its product odr-4 GPCR localization factor homolog (gene odr4). Gene Ontology annotation, biological process: intracellular protein localization. The record is from RefSeq and is a predicted model, not a curated record. Lineage: Eukaryota; Metazoa; Chordata; Actinopteri; Labriformes; Labridae. Gene Ontology annotation, cellular component: endomembrane system.